AUGACGUCCUCUGGAAGCUCCCUCUUAUGGCGGAGCCGUGCACCUGCCCCUGCUCUUCCGCCUCGGUCGCAGCCGUUGUCUAAAGCUCUCUCCUUUCCCUUCUCUUCUGCUUUAGGAGGGUUUAUUCACAGAGCCCCUCUUUCUUGUUCAGCUGAAAUCUCCUCGGACAGUGCCCUGGUGCAGAGCCGGCCUGCCCCUGAUUUCAAUCCCUGGUCUGAGUUCGCUCAGAAUGUGUCUGGAGAAUGGGACGGUUUCGGAGCAGAUUUUUCACGCCAAGGACAACCGCUUGAACUACCUGAAUCAGUGGUUCCAGAAGCCUAUCGAGAAUGGGAAGUGAAGGUGUUUGAUUGGCAGACGCAGUGUCCCACCCUUGCCCAGCCCGACGCACACGCCUUUCUUUACAAGUCCAUCAAACUCCUCCCCACCGUUGGAUGUGAAGCNUACUUGUCUCCCUCCCUUUUUUGUAUCUCUAUCUUCCCAAGUGUUGAUGUUACUACUGCAUCAUCUCACCAAAAUUGGGCUCUCUUUAUUUCCUCCUCACAGGGUUUCGUAAUGAAUCUGCAACCAUCUGAGGCAGAAGCUGGUUUCGACAUUCGUAUCCCACCCAGCGUUGAUGCUGAAGCACUCGAAAGACGUUUGGUGGAGGAAUGGGCUCCAGCAUCACGAAACAUGUCCUUUGAGUUCAAGCAGAAGCUUACGGGGAAGAAGUUCCUCACAGCAGCAGAUGAUUCAAAUCCGUGGUGGGGGCUCUUGGAAAAUGCUGUCAAGGAAGCCGGAGGUAGGACCAGUAAGCCUGAGAUUUUCCCUGCAUCAACGGAUGCUCGCUACUUUCGCAAGGCUGGCGUGCCUGCGUUUGGGUUCUCUCCCAUAUCAAACACUCCCAGUUUGCUUCAUGACCACAAUGAGUAUCUGGGGAAAGCUGAGUACUUGAAGGGCAUUGACGUGUAUGUUUCAAUCAUCAAAGCUUAUGCAUCUUAUGAAAGCAAAAGUGAUUCACGAGAUGAGUUAUGAAGGGUCUGCGUAGCGUACAGCCCAUUUCAAGUCUUCCUGUAGCAAAUGUGUACAAUCAAUAAGAUCAUAUCAUGUGUGUGGUACAUCAGACCAGGCUGUGGUUUGCAAAUUGAUCAUUCUUCUAGUUUUCUAAACUGUAUUGUGAUUGUGUUUCAACCAGUUUUCCACUCAAACACAAGUUUUAUUUUCUCGCUGCUAAA
Molecule: messenger RNA, 1211 nt
Organism: Camelina sativa (false flax)
Lineage: Eukaryota; Viridiplantae; Streptophyta; Magnoliopsida; Brassicales; Brassicaceae
Source: RefSeq, a predicted model, not a curated record